AUGCCGGAAACGAACAUUUUCUUGCCCGAAGGCGAGAGUUUUGUUUACAAAUUGGAUAAAGAGCAAAAUGACCCGAAUUUCGUGAAGUACGAAAUCGCAAGAGGAAAGAACAAUGUAAAACACGGCGAAUUGACAAAACAGCGAGAAGCGGGCGCGGAUGAAUCUUUCAACUAUGUUCCUUUGAAUACCAAUGAACUGGUGAUGUACGACGACGAUUCGUUGAGUCUGACUUUUCCCUUUGAAUCGCGAGAAGACGAGUUCAGAAUUCGUCUCAGGGAUUCUGGUCGGCUUGGAGACGCCGGAGACCAUGAUGACGCCAUUUUUCAAGUGGAAAAAGUUCAAAGGCCCGCAGUUGGAGAAUUCGGAGAAGUCAACGAAAACGAGUCCGUCCUUCUCUCGUGCGAUAAGAACAACCUCGAAGGAGAAGUUUACUACACUUUGGACGGUGAAAGACUCAACGAAGCUUCCCUCGUUCUCACAAAAGAGCAUCAUAAGAAACCCCUCAAAUGCCAUGUCGAGUUCACGAGCAGCGAAGACGAUCAAAUCAGACCUGCAGAAUACAACUCUCUCGCCAGUGAGCCUUUUGAAUUGAGCAUCGCCUUUGUCCCAGCCCAGCCAGAAAUCGUUAUUCAAUCCGAAUACUGUCAGGAUAAAACGCAACCUUUGGUUCUCCUCUGCAACGACACGCUUCCUGAAACUAACCCAGAAGUAACAUCUUACCAAUGGAGAAAAGACGGCGUAACAGUGGGCAAUGAGAGAACAUAUACAGUGUCUGACCCUUCCGAACUUGCAGAAAAGUCGAUCACGUGUUCACUGAUUAACGUCAAAGGGUCUUCGAUGGAGUCUGCUGAGUUCACGAGUUCAGACGUCUGCGCGAGCAGCAUCGCCACAGCGGGCAUUUUCAUCAUUUCCGCCGUCGCCGGCGUCGUCGCCAUUCUUGCAGUUGUCGGCCUCGUUAUCUGCAAUCGAAGAAGAGCCGCGAAUUCGAAGGAGCAAGAAAGUAUGAAGCUCGAUGGCAAUCCCGCUGCAUAUGAGUACUCUGCUGGAGCUCCAACGGCGCCGCAUCGUGGGCCGCCUGCCAGCUCGGGCUCGGACACGAGCUUGGUCGACCACUCGGACAACAGAUACGCGCCUGGGCAGUACGUCGACUACGAUCCGAAGCAGCAGACGAACAACAACUCGUCUGGACAGUACCACUCGCUCGACGCGGCCAAGAUGGGCAAGCCAAAGAGCAAGAACCCGAUCGGCCACAAGGACCGCGUCGAUUACGUCGAAUUCGGCUCCAGUACGGUUUCCAAGCGCUAG
Molecule: messenger RNA, 1305 nt
Organism: Oikopleura dioica
Lineage: Eukaryota; Metazoa; Chordata; Appendicularia; Copelata; Oikopleuridae
Source: the annotation of a GenBank genome assembly